Messenger RNA from Pieris napi, 2089 nucleotides. Its product is annotated as testis-expressed protein 47-like. The transcript has 6 exons. Bases 186 to 1127 code for a protein of 313 amino acids. NCBI's taxonomy places the organism in Eukaryota, Metazoa, Arthropoda, Insecta, Lepidoptera, Pieridae. The record is from RefSeq and is a predicted model, not a curated record.
UAAAUUUGAUUACAACAAUCAAUUUGACAAACUAAGUGUCUUAAGUAUGUUAUCUAUGGACUAUUCUUAAAGAAAUUAAGAUUAAUCUGCGUAACCAGUUGCCAUGGCAACGGCAUUCUUGCGUUUAAGUUUACAUUGCAUAACAUUGUAAUGUUACCUAGAAAAUAAUGUAAAUUUAUAUCGAUAUGGCUGCAUUGCUACCAGAUUUAGAUAUUAGGACUGUUCUAAAUGUUGUGGAGGAAAAUUAUGAAAAACAGAAAUUGAAAACAUUUGCAAUACGUAUGAUAUAUGCCGGAGAACAUUGUCUACCAAAGGAUGAAAUAAUAAAGCACUUUGAACAAACGAUACAAGAUGUGAACUCCACAUAUUGCGAAAUUAAUGUUUAUGGCUUAUUACUGGUUUACGACAGUUACUUUGUCCAUAUUGUUGAGGGCUCAGAAGACACAGUUCACAGGCAUUUAAGGUUCCUUUUUAAUAGUGAAGUGAAAUGGAUAGAGUAUAUGAAAAAACAGGACGAAGAAGCAGCCAAUAUUGAUGACGAGGAAAUGGAAGGAAUAAAACUGCUAGAGGAGCCCUCAGAACCAGUAGACAGAAAAAUGUUUAAGCGCUUGAAAAUGUUGAUUGUUUAUCAUUCUAUAACAACGCGUUUAUUUGACGAUUGGCGUGCAAUAACGGCGCGCCCGCCUUCACUUGUCGGAAAGCUCGACGUGUUCGGACCUUUAGCGGAUCACGUAGAACAAUUAAGAAUUUGUCUUGACAAAAUAAGGAAAUUUUGUGCCCUUGCCCAAGACGAUGAAGAGCUCUCCUUCACGGGUCUCAGCGCGAAUGACCCAAAAAUGGAGGCGUUACCAGAGAUUACGCUGUUGGAUUUCUUACUUGCGUCACAGCAUAUACUGGAUCUUCGUCACGUCGUUCAUUUGCAUCGACGGGUUGAUGAUUACGCCUUCUAUUUCGAAAAAGUGUGGCCACUACCAACGCACUUUACGCCAAAACUCUUGUACAAGUUAAAGGUAGACGAUUCGUUUGUGGAACCAUUACCAGUAAUGCCAUGGGAACUUGUAAAGAAGGAAGUCGCAGAAGACGAAGAAAGAGAAGAACAACAGAGUGGUAGUUCGUCCAGUGAUUAAUGUUUAAUCUGUAAAAUAUUUCUGUGAUUUAGAUUAUGAAAUAAAAAUUAGCUUGUGUCAUCCGGCUACUCGCACUCGGAUCAUGCCAAUUACUAGUUGGUAAAAACCAAAUAAAAUAAAUGCUAAUGUAAAUUAUGGUCUUAGAAGCGUCAUUCUAUGGUCAACACAACACGAGAGCUUAGCCAAAAUUUGGUAUUACAUAGAGUGUAAGAGGCAUCACUAAAGAGCCGCUAAGUUAUACUUGACAGUAUUUAGUUGAAGAAUAUGUACCAGGAGUGGACACAUUGUUAAGGAAUUAUGAUGAUAAUUAUAAUCUUGCACCAGUGCAUCUUUUUAAGCGUUGGGUAUCAUUCCAUCACAUAGGUACCAAUUUAAUAUGUAUAAAGUAGUAAAAAUCACGAAUUUCCCUAUUUGUCUUUAAAGUCUAAUCUGAAUUGCGUUUCUUACCAACCUAGAAUGAUUGAUAAAAACGCAGUUCAGAUUAGCGUGGACUUACGAUUAAAUUAUUUUAUAUUCAUGACAGAGCCAAACGUUUUAUAAACAGUAUAAAAGAAGAUUUAUACUCGAAUUAAGUACCAAAAAUAAUACCUUUGCAUGUUCGAUCUUGCUUUCCCAGUCCCAAAUACACCUAAUAUCUGAUUCAUUGAGGAAAUUAUAUAUUUAGAUGUUUGCCCCUAAUAAAGAAAAUCAAUUUUGACGCUAACGAACAAAAUCGUCUAGUUCCAAUGUUUCUUCAUAGAAACACUGGAUCGGACAUCCGAUGUUUUUAAUAUACCUAACCCCUUUUUUAGUUCACAAAUAUUUUAAGAAAUCUUCUGGCUUAUUAUUAAAAUAAAGUUUUCUUAAGCUUGUUAACUCGCAAGUUACAAUUUGAAUGUGCUUAGUUUGUUAAUAUUUUCAUGAAGUAGUUGCACACAAUGAUCAUGUCUAUCUGUAUUUAAUAAAACUUUUUUGUUAACUUA